Molecule: messenger RNA, 8565 nt
Organism: Lutzomyia longipalpis
Lineage: Eukaryota; Metazoa; Arthropoda; Insecta; Diptera; Psychodidae
Exons: 12
Coding region: 688-4950 (1420 amino acids)
Biological process (GO): membrane protein ectodomain proteolysis; Notch signaling pathway
Cellular component (GO): plasma membrane
Molecular function (GO): metalloendopeptidase activity
Source: RefSeq, a predicted model, not a curated record
UAGCAGUCAGUCAGUUUUUGCCACAACUUGGUCGGGAGAGGAAGUGCUUCCUGGUGGAAAGAAUCCUUGUUGUGUGUAACCAUUGUGUGUAGUGAAGAGGAGGAUAUCGUGUCAGGAAGCCAAGUGUGGGCGAUUUUUGUGAUGAAAUGAGGUGUGAAAGGUAAUAUUUGUUGUGUCCAGAAAAGUGUUCAGGUGAUGCCGUCAGUGAUUGUGUUCCAUCAUUUCUGUUGGUGUCGUUCCUUGCAAGAGAUUUCGUUCUCUGCCCGUACAUCUCGUCCUUUGUCGAGUGUCGUCAGUGUUCGUCCAUACAAGCGUGGCCAAGAAUUGUGUGAAGUGGUGAAAUCUUGAGCACAAAGUGUCAGGAAGAAGCUAAAUUGUGUUGCUACAGUUCUUUGUCCUCGGCGACACGUUGAAGGCAAAUCUCAGAGAGAGAGUUUACAUUAUUUUUGUUGUACAAAAUAAAACACACCACACACGCGUGUCCUCCCCACCUGGAUCCUCGGGGGGAACAGCUGAGGGAUUUUCCAUCAUCUGCGGUGACGCACCUGUGCACACCGCCACCCCACAGAGCCCCUCCUCCUUCGGGGGAACUGUGGCUGCUGACAAUGCCUGUUGUGGCCGCGAGUGAACGGACUUAGGCAAGUUGGUGUUGAUUCCGGAGGGUGAUGUCAUCAUUGGUGCACGAGAAUGAAUUGGAUACUGAUUGGGAUGAUCUUCAUCCUGGCAUCUCAUCGUUCGCGAGACCCAUCGGAAUGCUGUGGCACAUUAAAUACCUUCCUGGCGCUGGCUACCCCAGUCCCACCUCAAGGCUCGGCCGUGAGUAUAAAUUCAUACAUCCGCCACUGGGAGGCCGCCAAAUACGACAGAUCCGAACUCGAAGUAGCUCACCGUCACCACGAGCUUCAUCGUCGCAGACGUCGAGAUGUGGGCUACGAUUCGUCGAAACCCGAUUAUGGUCCUGGGCAAACAAUCAGAUUGCGUUUCUCAGCUCAUGAUAGGGAAUUUCGGUUGCUACUACACGAAGAUCCCCAGUCUAUAUUUAGCCCUAAUGUUGAAAUUGAGAACACUCUAGGACCAUUAGAUUUUGACGUGUCUCGCAUUUAUAGUGGCACUCUCGAAGAUGAUGAAAACUCUCACGUACAUGGUAUUUUGACGUCGGAUAAUCUGUUUGAUGGGACAAUUUCCACAAACGUUGAGACUUUCUAUGUGGAACCAGCACUGAAAUACUCAAAGGCCUUAGAUGAUGCUGGAAUUCAUUCAAUAGUGUACAAAUUGAGUGAUGUUAAGAGCCAUCCGUCACUUAAUGCUCAGCACUGUGCCAGUGAAAAGUUCCAUCGAAAACAUGUACUCAACAGUAACUCUAGUGGUGAGCGGAAGCGUGCUAAGCGGUGGCUCCCGGAAGAGCUGUCAGAGAGUCAAAAUCCACCACUACCAUUAGAUCUCGACGUGCCGUACAACGAUGACUUCAGCAUCAUAAAUCGCAACAAUAAUCGAAAUGACGACGACAAAGGCAGCAAUGCUGGUGGAAUCAUUUCCCGUACCAAAUCGAAUCGGCAAAAUAUUCUUGUCGGCAACUACAAUCCCAACAGUGACUUCAAUCUCCGGAACACGUUUGGCAAUCGCAAUAUAAUAGUUAGCAGUUUUGACAAUUCAAAAGUGCCAACAACGAUACCAUCGAACUCCUCGAGACCCAGCCACAAGACCCAUGUGGAAAUCAUCACGAAGAAUGGUGCCACGAAAAAGCCAAAUAUUAUUGUGAAUAAUUACAAUCCCGAUGUGAUAUUGACGCAUAACAACUACAACAACUACAUUCACCUAAAUGUUAAGAAUGAACUACUUGAACAGUCCAAAUCGGCAUAUGAUAAGAAAAGCACGUGCAUGCUAUACCUCCAGGCGGAUCACACGUUCUUCCAGAAGAUGGGCUCCGACGAGGCCAGUAUUGAGGCCAUCACACGCCAUGUACAACGUGCCAAUAUUAUCUACAAAAAUACAGAUUUCAACGGUGAUGGAAAGGCAGACAAUAUCACAUUCAUGAUUAAGCGAAUAAAAGUCCACAACAUGAAUGCACUGAAGGAUCCCACAUAUCGUUUCCCAGGGAAUUAUGGUGUCGAGAAAUUUCUUGAACUCUUUUCAGAGGAAGACUAUGAUGCUUUCUGUCUGGCGUACAUGUUCACUUAUCGGGAUUUUGAAAUGGGAACUCUUGGUUUGGCGUGGACGGGUGAUCUCAAAAAUGCUGGCGGAGUCUGCGAGAAAAAUGGGCACUACCGUGGUUCAUUGAAGUCACUGAACACAGGAAUUGUGACACUACUGAAUUAUGGGAAGCACGUUCCACCCGCUGUAUCCCACGUCACACUAGCCCAUGAAAUUGGCCACAAUUUUGGGUCUCCGCAUGAUCCGGAACAAUGUACACCCGGUGGUGAGGAUGGCAACUAUAUUAUGUUUGCAAGAGCCACAUCCGGCGAUAAGCGGAAUAACAAUAAAUUCUCACCAUGCUCAUUGAAGGCCAUAGAGCCAGUGCUGAAUGCAAAAGCGCGUAGUGCCAAAGGGUGCUUCACGGAGCCACAACGAUCAAUCUGUGGCAAUGGUGUUGUUGAAGAUGGUGAAGAAUGUGAUUGUGGGUGGGAAGAAGAUUGCAAGGAUAAGUGCUGUUAUCCAAUGUCACGGCAUCCUAGCAUAGAUGAAAAGCCGUGCACACUCACACCGCGUGCACUGUGCAGUCCAUCGCAGGGUCCAUGUUGCACCGUUGGAUGCACACUGAAAUUCGGCGAUAAGUGCCGUGAUGACAAUGGCUGCCGUGAUCCCAGCUUCUGUGAUGGGCGUAUGCCCCAGUGCCCGCCAUCGGUGAAUAAACCGAACAAGACAAUCUGCAAUAAGGAGUUUGUGUGCUACAUGGGCGAGUGCACGGGAUCCAUUUGCCUGGCGUACGGCCUGGAGUCGUGUCAGUGCAUUCCGGGUCCAUCGGAUCCCACAACAAAAUCAUGUGAAUUGUGCUGUAAAAAGCCAGGGGAGAGUAGCCCCUGCAAAAGUUCCUUUCUCUGGAAUGAACCGCCUUACGAUGUUCCUGAUAUGUUUGCUAAACCAGGAACACCCUGCAAUGAUUACAAUGGAUACUGCGAUGUGUUCCAAAAGUGCAGGGAAGUGGAUCCAUCCGGACCACUGGCUACACUGCGAAAACUCCUCCUAUCCGACGAGAGUAUAGCUUCAUUCAAAAAAUGGGUCCAAACCAAUUGGUACACCGUAGUUCUCAUCAUUAUUGCAAUUUUGGUGCUACUGGUGCUGAGUACGAAGCUGCUGGGGAAGAAAUCAAAUCUGAAGCUGAAGACAGUGACAAUAAUACACAGUGCGACAACGGAGACGGUUCGAUUGCCCGAGGACAACAACGGUGUGAUUGUUCACACAGCAGUGAGAACGAAGGUGCCACUGAAGAAGAAGGUGCGCGGGGAGCGCUCCAAGAAGUCAAAGUUAACAAAUCAAGUUGGGGAUGGGCAACCGUCGACGAGUCAGAAGACAAAGCCGGGCAAGAGGGUGCUGAAGGCGAGUCGAGAGAGCCCCAAAAAGUUGAGUAAAGGAAAGAAGAAGACACGGGUAUCGGCACCUGUUGUGGCGGAGGAGCAACAGCAGAAGCCACUAGUCACGGAGCCCACACUCUCCCUCAAGAGCACAAAACGGCUGAAGAAGGACAAGAAGAAGCACAAGGAAAUCAUUGAUUACAGCAAUCGGACGGAGAAUCACAGCAAUACCUUCAGCAAGGUGCACAAGUGGUUGCUGGAGUCGCCAGUUGCUGCCCAGCCGGUCAAUCAGGUUGAGCACAGUGGGAAAAUGGCGAAUCUCAUGAGUAAGAGCCAAUCAACCCCAGAACGUCUCACUCAGCGAUCACCGAUGAAGACCAAAUCAGUGGGGAAUCUCAAUGAUAAAGUGAAACUUCAGGUUGUCUACAAGCCACCGUUCAAGUUUAGUCUGAAACUAUCAAAGAAUGCUUCCGUGAAAACGCAUGUGAUUGCAAAUCGGGUGAGUCGCAAUGCAAGAAAAAUCGUUGGAAGAGCUGAUAAGAAACGCGUUGGGGUACUCAAUGUUGAUCCGGAGACAAGUAGAAGACGCACUGCCUUGCUCAUUCGAACCACAGAGGAUGCAGCAAAGGAGGAGGAUACUGUGGCAAAGACUUCCGCAAUUACACCGACUGAGCCCAAUUAUGAGACUGUCGAGGGUGGGGAAGUGCCGGUGUAUGAGAAUGUGAAUGCAGGCAUAAAUACAGCAACAUUCCGCGUGUCGAGGAGCUCAAGUGGUGGCCACAUGACGAACAGCCUUAAUCGCACCAGUAGUCACAAAUCUCAGUCAAUUGGUGGCUCUAGCGGAAGUAACACAAUGGAGACAACAAUGCGAAGUCGCGGUAGAUCUAGUGGGAUGCGUGGGAGUACCACGAAUCUCAGUACGAAGGAUUGGCAUGGGAGUGGGAAUAGUUUAGCGCGUCAUCCGCGUGAGGGGCUUAUGCGAUCAAGUACGACAAAUCUCGCAACGAGAUGCCGUGAAGAGGGGAGCUUGGGGCGCGAAAGGACUCAUAGGCAUUCCAAUGGGAAUCUCAAUGAUGAGGGUGCCAGUGGGGCGAAGAGAAGUCGCAAGAAUAGUAGUGCCAGUGUAGCGAAGGUGCCUAUCUCACGCACUGCCAGCAAUAGCAAUUUAAAAAUUCCCUCGCUACGGCGUGGAAGUAUUGGGAAUAUUCCCCGGGCGAGUCUCAAUGCCAGCUACACGAGGCAGAAUUCCCUACAAGCCCCACGGGCUGCACCCUCGGGAGGUGGCUCGGGGAGACCACAUACAAGUGGCUGUGAGGACGUGACACCCUUUGAGUGGCCAUCUGCACUGUCGACGAGUGCCAAGCAGGCGCGCGAGGAGCCCCUGCCAUCGGAUCUGGAGGUGAUGUGCUCCGAUGUGGAGAAUCUCGUGCACGAUCGAUAGAGUUGUCUGUCAAUUAAGCGCGCAUCGGGUGAGUGGAAGAGAGAGAGUGAGGGAGGGAGGGUGGAGAAGGAGCCAGGCAAUUCCCCCAUGUCAAUUGCUAGAAAUUGACUGCAAAGUCUGAUAAUCCCCAAUGGAGCCCAAUCAUUUAGGGGCACCGAGGAAAAUGAAUAGGUUUUGUGUAUUUGCGGACACUCUGCUGGGUGGAAUGACGCAGAGAUUUAUGUGAGAGAGCGAGAGUGGGUGAGUGUUGUGUCCCCCGAAGUGGGAAUUAUUGCUCUAAAUUGCUAUUUUCCCGCUCCAUCACUAAAGUAUUUGAUGGUGGUGGAGAGACCAUGGAAUGAUAAGGAGGCUUUCCUGACAAUCCAAUCUUCUCCACACCACAGUGAUUGUGCUGGAAAUUAAUAUUGAGUGUGUUUUCUUUUCCUUUUUUUUCUUUCAUUGAAGACGGCGGAUAAAAUAAGGAAAUUCUUGCAAAUGUGCCAAUUCAUUUCUAUUCCAACUUCUUCCAUUAGUCCCGUGUACUUAAUUUUUUUGCGCCUUUUUUUACUUUGGAUAUUAUGUAAGUAAGAAGAAAAUGAGAAAGUUAGUGAACAAGAAAACAAACACUCAGUCUCAAAUGAAAGAACCUGGAUGUUUUAAUAUACAUAACAUAGGAUGCUCAGGUAAAAUCUCUUGCCCAAAAUCUUGCGAUAAAUUCCUUAUUCCUUGUCACAAAAUUUUCAUUCCAUACAAAAUUACUCAAGAUCCUCAAGAUAUACUCAAAAAAAUCUUUUUUUAAAUAAAAUUAUAGAAAAUAAUUUUUAUCAAUGUGUAAGAAAAGUAAGAAAAGGAUUUUCUUUAUUAGAUAAUUUUGCAAAUUUUUCAUCUUUAGGCUUAAGUUAGUGUUUCCUUAUCUUUCCUUGUGAGACUUUAAAAAAAAAAAUUUUAAAGUGUUGUGAAUCUCCCGAGUUUUCCAUGAAAAACAAUGACCUUCCGAUAUUUUUUUUUUAAAAAGUUUGAAAUUUUCUAUUAAUUUUGUUAAAAUUCUUCUAGGGGUAGAUUCUGAUAAAAAUCUUUUCUUUUCUUUUCUAACAAUUUAAAAGUUUUUUGAAAGAUUUUGACAGAUGGACGAAGAACUCCAUCUGUAAGAUUUAAGAAAAUCGUUCUGUUAUCAUUCUAUAAGAGACAAAGAAAGAAUUAGUUGUUCCAGAAAACAGUAAGAAAGAACUUUAAGAAGUCCUAGAAAAGUAAUUUUCCUUCAGAAACCUGUUUAAAGAAAGAAAUAAAAUGUCAAAAUCUUAUAAGAUUUUUUUCCCAGAAUACGAAAAAUCAUAUAACUGACGAAUUGUAAUGAAAGAAAAGAAAAGGUUCGGAUUAGAAUCUACCACUAUUUUAAUACUUAAAUAUUUUUAAGGAUACUUUCGAACAAACUUUUGUGAUUUUCUUGCGUCCAUCAAUUCUUUUUUUUAAACCUUCGUAUAUUGAAGCUAAUGUGAUAAUUUAAUCUCAUUUUUUUUACUCAAACUUUGUACUUAUGAUCAAAUUUUUAUGAAAUAUCCAGGUUCUUUCAACGUGACCAUAUCAAUAAGUUACUAUAAAAAAUAUAAAUUUAUUAAUUUUAUCAUAAAUUUAGGCAUUAAAUAAAAACUUAUACGGUAGAGAGUUUAAUUAUAAAAAAAAAUAGAAGAAAAUGGUUAAGAAUUGUAACGAGAGUUAGAUUAAUGUGUGGGUGAAAUGGGCGACAGUGAAAGUGAAAUAACAUUGUUAUAUUUCCAUCAGGGAAUUAACGAAUUAGCCAAUAAAUAUACAUAAUAUAAUAAAUUUAUCUCAUAGUAUUGAUUGUACAUAAUAACGAAGCCUAAAAACCUAAAAAAAAAUAUCACAUAGAAAAGGAAUAAACCAAUAAUGACGCUUUGACUGUAAUAAAAAUUUAAAAAAAAUAUUGAAAAAUGGAAUAUGAAGAAAAAAAUAAUGUAAAAAUAACAAAUUUUAGGUAUAAAAAUUAAUAAAAACUAAAAAAAAAGAAAAACAUUCCAAUUUCAUUUCAGCACAUAGUUUAACGUAAUUAUAUAGGUACAUUUUAUUGCAUUGUGCUAUUUCCAACGAUUUGAGUAAAUAAUAAAAUUGUUUAAUGUGCCUAGUCCAUUCUUCGAAAAAAAAAAAAAUAAACACAGUUCUUAUAAAAAAUGCAUAAAUUGUCCUCAUUUUUUGAGGUACAAAAAAAGUCAUUUUCUCUCACUUUGUCGAUGUGUAUUAUCCAAAUUGAGAUAAAUACUCAAAAAAAAGCUUCCAAAAUCUUUUGAAGAAAAAAAUAUAUAAAAAGAGAUAUUUUUAAAGAAGAAAAAACAUAAAUAGACCUAUUGUGAACACUCCUAAAGCAAAAAGAAAAUUAUAUUUCACGAAAAUCAAAAAAUGAGUUAUUCGUGGAAAGAUAACACACAAACUGCAGAUUGUAAAAUAUUAAAAGAAAAAAGAUAUUGCUAUAUACACAUAAUGAAUAUAUUUUUAAUCGUUCCCUCUAUGAAAAAAUACACCUACCGAGCCAAAAAAAAUGUAAGAUGAAAAAUCUCUAUCACCGAUCUUGAUGACGUGAAACAUCUGAAAAAAAGUAUUAAGAUUAUCGCACUGUAUUUUAGUAAGUUGUUCAACAAGUAAAGCUACUACACGCCUUGCUAAAAAAUUUUCCAUGAGAAGCGAAAUGUUGAGAGAAAGCUAUAAGAAAAUAAGAAAAAAAAGAUUAAUCGAGGUAAGAAGCGAUAUGGAUAGAAUCCUUCAAUACUUCUUUGAUCAGAACUUUCAAUCUUUAGGCGUCUUCUUUUUAUUAAUUGUUUUCUUGAAUGUUUUUGAGAUCAGAUGAACUUAACCCUUGCAGGUCCAUUGGGUUAUACGCUGACCCAAAGAGUCGAUUUUAAAAUAAUGUUUCAUUUUGUAAUAUUUUUUCAAACCUAUUAAUUUUUUAUUUUGAGUUCAAAUUAGUACAAGACUAUGUAUUUACAAUCCCUGAUCACUUUAUGACCACAAAAAGACAUCCCCAAGGACUCUCAGGAUCAGGAAGGACGAAAAACCGAAGAUUUUUGAGUUGGAAUUUUUUGCCAAAGUUCAAAAGAGCCCUCAAAAAAUUAUUUUUAGUUCGAUCAGCUCGCUAUGGAUUGAUCGUGGAUCUGAAAGGAUUAAUUUCGAUCAAAAAUAUUUUUUUACCUUUUUAGAUAAAAAAAAAUGACAAAUGGGAAACUUCCGUACAAUUUAAUUGCAAAGAUGCAAUGAAAAUAAUCAAAAAAAAAUUCAAUAAAUUAAAUUUUCUAAAAAAAAAUCGAAUUUCUAAGUUUUGAAUGCUCUGUGCAACAAUACUAAAUGCAUUAAGAAACUCACUAUUGAAGGAUUCUGUCCUUAUUGCUGGAAAAAAGUAAUUAAUUCUCAUUUGACAAGACUAUGACGAGAAUCUCCAGUUUUUUUAUACCAGUGAACAAUUUUUUUCUCAAAGAAAUAAAAUACAUUCAGAUUGAUUUAAAAGACAUUUAAAGAAGUAUUUGAAGAUAAAAAAUUAUAUGAUCAAUUCAGCAGAGAUACAAAAACGAAAACAUAACGAUAACUUGUACUUUUGUAAUACUAAUAAAUGGAAUUAAUAUAUUGAAAAUA